AUGACAAGUUUGAGCUACUACAUACCAACGACAGCUGAGUGGAGUGGUUCCAGGCGAUCUCAGACUCCGGCUCAAUGCACGCAUCCACCGUGUGUGUGUGUGAGUCAAGAAAUAUUUGGCCAGGUCGCUAAAAUCACAGAUCACCUCUACCUAAGCAGUCUUCAGGCUCUUACACCAAGCCGUCUGCAUCAAUUAGGAGUGACGCAGCUGAUCUCCGUCAUGGCUGAUCCAAUUCCCGACGAAAUUGCAGCCCAAGUCGAAAGACACACACAAAUUCCCGUGGAUGAUAUCGACUAUUCCAACCUGCGGAGGCAUUUUGAUGAGGCAGCGGAUCGGAUUGCCCGUGAAGCGCGCCGUGGAGGCAAAACGGUGGUGCACUGCAUGGCUGGAAUUUCGCGUUCGGCGACAAUUGUACUGGCUUACUUAGUCAAGUACCAGGACAUGAGCCUCUCUGAGGCUUAUGAAUAUGUCCUCUCGAUCAGGCCAUGCAUUCACCCGAAUAUUGGCUUUUGGCGGCAACUCAUAGCCUAUGAAGAAGCGCGUCGUGGCUACAGAUCUAUGCGAGUCACGAGCACUGGCGUUACUCACUUACCUCGCACUUCUGCAUCUUUAGACGACAUAGACUGGAUCUAUCCCAACACCAAACAUCGGUCUCGAGGUCGGAAGUAUUGGAGCAACAAAGAGGAAAGUUUUUAA
This is a messenger RNA of Hydatigera taeniaeformis, 696 nucleotides long. NCBI's taxonomy places the organism in Eukaryota, Metazoa, Platyhelminthes, Cestoda, Cyclophyllidea, Taeniidae. The record is from the annotation of a GenBank genome assembly.